AUGGUCUCACUAUGGCCCUGGAAGGGCGAGGACAACUCUCCAGCUGGUUUCGAAAAGACCUUAUCGGCUCUGGCAUCGAAGAUCACAGCAUCGCAGGCACAUCUAGACUCGUUACGUUCACGAGGGCGUCGAUUUAAGGCGUUAUGGACUCUCUACACGAGUCUGGCAUAUCUCAUCAGCGUUGUGGUACUCUUUUUGGCCGUGGGAUGGAAGAAUCUGGGUGCUCUGGAAUACACAGCCUUGGCGUCGAGUCCGGUGGUAAUCUAUCUCGUACGAGCGGGGAUCACAGCAUACUACGAUUAUCGUACGGAUAGCAUCACGACACGACUUGAAGAGCAACAAGCAGAGCGCACGAAGACGAUCGAGAAGUUGAAGGCUGCCACCAAAUAUGAUUCUACUCAAGUACUACUAGAAAAGUAUGGCGGAGCUGCACCCAAGGCAAAGAAACCAGCAACACCAAAAGCUCCAAAGGCGGUGCCAAAACAAACUGGAAGGGUAUCCAUAGGAGCUCCACCGCCAACUGCGAAUAUAGGUAGACCUGAACAUAUUCCUAGCCAACCUUCCACGCCACAACCUAUUAUGAGGCCGCCACCGCCUCAAAUAAUGCCCCCUCCGGCUUCUUCGCCAGCUACAGAGUUUGCACCAAACGCAUACUCUGCUCCACCUCAAUAUGCCCAGAGCGGGGACAAUGCCGGAGGAAAUUGGUAUGAUAGGAUAUUGGACUUGUUGAUGGGAGAGGACGAGACAUCGCCAAAGAACAGAGUCGCCUUAAUUUGCCAAGAUUGCCGACUGGUAAAUGGGCAAGCUCCUCCUGGGACCAGAACUUUAGCAGAGUUGGGAAAAUGGAGAUGCUUUGGUUGUGGUAGCAUGAAUGGUGAAGAGGACGAGGCUGCAAAGGUCGUCAAGGAAAUGAAGGAGCGAAUGGACAGUCAAGAAGAGCCUGCUUCUCCGGAGAUCGUGAAAGUGGAGCAUGAUAGCGGUAAAGAGGCCUCGACAGAUGAGAGUGGUGAAAUGGUCGAGGCAGCUGAUUCGGGAGAAGAUACUGUUGAGGUGAAGCCGAGGAGAGGUCGACCGAGAGGUAACAAGUAG
Molecule: messenger RNA, 1089 nt
Organism: Mollisia scopiformis
Lineage: Eukaryota; Fungi; Ascomycota; Leotiomycetes; Helotiales; Mollisiaceae
Exons: 3
Coding region: 1-1089 (362 amino acids)
Biological process (GO): endoplasmic reticulum tubular network organization
Cellular component (GO): endoplasmic reticulum tubular network
Source: RefSeq, a predicted model, not a curated record